Molecule: messenger RNA, 1393 nt
Organism: Podarcis raffonei (Aeolian wall lizard)
Lineage: Eukaryota; Metazoa; Chordata; Lepidosauria; Squamata; Lacertidae
Gene: LDAH
Product: lipid droplet associated hydrolase
Exons: 7
Coding region: 251-1210 (319 amino acids)
Biological process (GO): lipid storage
Cellular component (GO): lipid droplet
Molecular function (GO): lipase activity
Source: RefSeq, a predicted model, not a curated record
CGGGGCGUUCCGCUUACCACGGCGGGGGCGGGAUGUCUGUAACGUGUGGGCUCGGCAUUGGCUCCACAGCGCGCCUAUCACUUUUCUCCGAGCCUGGCGGAAGAGCCGACGAGCAGCUUCCUUCCGACCGCUGUAGGGGAGUUGGGCCGGCCGCUUCGCUGCUUCCGCCCGGCCUGCUCAGCAGCUGCCCUGUCUGGUUCUGUCAGCCACGGAAAGCGCCCGGAGGGACUGAUCCGGGCAAGGCGCAAGCAUGAAAUCAGAACCUGAAGUUCCGCUGCACGAAGAGUUCACCUACGUUUAUGGAAUGGCUACACAAGUCAUUAAGUGUGGGCCUUGGAAAGAUCUCUGGAAACGUAAAAGUGCUCCCAAAGCCUUGCUUCUAGUUAUUCCAGGUAAUCCAGGUUUACCAGGCUACUACCGGGCAUUCUUGAAAAAAUUGUACUCUUGCCUGAAUCAACAGUAUCCGGUCUGGGUCGUAGGGCAAGCUGGACACUGCAAACUCCCCAAAGGCAUGAAAAUGAUAGAAGAGAUGGAUGUUAAUAAACUAGAUGAUGGCUUUGGACUUCGUGGACAAAUAGAACACAAGUUGAGCUUUAUUCGAAAGAAUGUACCAAAAGAUGUGAAGCUUGUGCUCAUUGGCCAUUCCAUCGGUGCCCACAUGAUCAUUGAAAUGAUGAAGCGCGCACAGGAUGUGGAGAUUCUCCGCAGUCUGCUGCUCUUUCCAACAGUGGAACGUAUGGCUGCGUCCCCACAAGGCAAGAUCAUGACACCGCUGGUCACCUGGUUUCGUUAUCCCUUGUACAUGUUUUCCUACUUCACAUCGUUUCUGCCAGACAGAAUAAAACACUUCAUGUUACGUUUGGCAUCUGUCAUACUGCACCUAGAUGACGCUACACUAGCGACUACUAUAGAUUUUCUCAAUUUCGAUUCUGUUGUAAACGCCGUAUACCUGGCAAAUCAAGAGAUGAAGCAGGUUGUAGAGAGAGAUAACACUGGCAUCAGAAAGCAUUUAAAGAAGCUGACUUUUUACUAUGGAACUAUAGACCUCUGGUGUCCCCUGCAAUACUAUGAAGAGAUGAAGAGGGAUUUCCCGGAUGGAGACAUCCGAUUGUGCGAGAAAGGAUUCAAACAUGCUUUCGUCAUUGGUUCCAGUGAGGAGAUGGCUGAAAUGGUUGCAGACUGGGUGCGAGAUGAUCUGGCUAGGCUGUAAACAGGGGAGUGAAGCAAGUAGCAACAGGACAGGAAGUAUUUUAAGUGUUUUAUGGGUAUGUGAUUAUACUUGAAAAUGUUUGCUCCUCAUUACGUUUCUACAGUUGCAGCUGGUUUCCUCUAAAGGAUGUGCCACAAAGGAACUUUGUGGCCCGAAAGAUAGUCCCAUUGACCCUCUGAAUCC